Molecule: messenger RNA, 7117 nt
Organism: Cotesia glomerata
Lineage: Eukaryota; Metazoa; Arthropoda; Insecta; Hymenoptera; Braconidae
Exons: 21
Coding region: 412-5712 (1766 amino acids)
Molecular function (GO): guanyl-nucleotide exchange factor activity
Source: RefSeq, a predicted model, not a curated record
AGUUAUAUCCUGGCAGCGACAGACGUCGGCCACGCGAUCUCCUAAACAAUUUCAACACCAAUCACUUUUUCUUUUUUUAAACAGUGACUAUUUUUUUAAACGUGUAAUUUGCUUGUGAAUUCGUUGUUUGCGGCGGGCAUUUACGUAUACACACACUACUUACAAUUUAUUUAUGCUGUUGGUUGUUGGUUGUUUAUUUUAUUUCUAAACUGAUUAUACGUGAUUUGUAUUUACUGCUGGACAUCAUUGAGUUGAAGAGUUUAUAAAUGAUUGAAUUAUAAAAAAGGACGUGAACGGCGGUUUUUCAUGGAAAUGAUGCAACAAGUACGGCAUCACAAUCGACUGAUCGUCGUGUGGAAUCGAGGAUCUGGUGUUUUUAAAUUUAAACUGGGAGUACUUUUUUAAAUCAACAUGGCUUACGUUUUGUGGAGAGUGUUCACUAAAAAAUACGCCAAAGUCAGGCUGGGCAUUGCAAGUUUACCGGUAAUACCGGCAGAACGUGUUCAAACACCCAAUAAAGAACUAGAGACCUGGAGUCUAGCACCUGAGAUCAAUACUGUAGAAAUCGGUAAUAAAGAUUUGAAAGAUAUUAAUCAUGAUAGUAAUCCAACAGCAGCAACAACAACAACAACCAUAAUAACAAUUACAACAACGAAGACAGAUGACGUUAAUGAAUUGACAUCGGAACCUGUUAAAAUAAAUCGAGAUAAUGAGAAUCGUAAAAGCCGAGCUAAAAAAGUUAAAAAUUACCUGAGGAAGUGCAAAGGAGCACUGUCAUCUCGUGAUGAUGAUACUCGUAGAAAUAGUAGUGGAAAACGUCCAACAGCUUCUGGUUGUGGUACUACUGGGAGUACUGGUAGAAGUAGAACCACCAGACGGUCCGCGUCAUCUUCCUGGUACUUGGAAGAGUCGACGGUGUCUAAUAACGCUGGAAUUCCAACCAGAGAGACUGAAGAAGAAUGUUUUAAUGAUCUUCUACCAACUAGAGCGACUUCACUGACUAGAAACUAUGAAUCUAAGGCUACGCCACCUGCUUCAACGCAACGUAAAUUUGGCUCUGAAAGUCUUCUUGAUUCUACAAGUAUAACAGGAGAUCGAUUUGUUGAUGAAUCAGACCUGCAAUUAGAAAGUAAUGUUGAUAUUUUAACAGAUUUAAAUAAUUUAGAAGAUGAAAGUGAAAUUAAUGAAGAAAAAGCAAUACCUGGAUACUCAUUAUCAACUGGAGGACGUGGUGAUGUUGCAUCACUUGUACGAAGUCUGCUAGGUCCUAUCUAUGGUGAAAAUGUCCUGGAUCUAUUGACUCGACAGGCACGUGACAUCCUUGUUUGCGCUUAUCAUGGCAAUCUUGACAAUUUUGUCGAGUCUUAUCUGUCUCCUGCCUCACAAUUACUCGCCCAAGUCAAGAGUACUGUCUCCAAUAUGGAUGACAAAUCUUUGGUACCUGAUGGUUGGCCGUUAACUCUGGCUGGUACCGGGCUGGUGUUACAGCUUGGAGAACUCGAAGCUUCCACUCUGAGACACGGGGAAUGUUAUCUCUGCGUGCGAAGCAGUCGUCCAAGUGGUGGGGACACCGGGAACAGCAGCAGUGUCGUCGUCGUCAACAACGAGACUACUAAGAAUAACGAGGGCCAGCUGGAAAGGAUCAUCGAUAUCGUCGAGAUUGCAUUAAUUUGGAGAUCGUCGAUGCGCUCCCCGGGAAUCCUCGGUUGGGAGCGCGAAGACGACUAUAUGGACUGGCGAGAAGUUAAGGAGCAUAAUCACAGUCAUAACCACCAUCAACCAACUGGUUCACCAUCAACACGUCAUAGACGUAAAUCCAAAGAAGAAUUAUCUUUGAGAAAAGAAUUUAAAGAUUCUUCUUCAACUUCAGUAUCUGCUUCUUCAGCCUCUGGAUCUGUUUCUGCGUCAGCACCACAACAUCAUCAUCCUCAUUAUAAUAAUUACCAUAAUUCUAAUGUGUUUUCGCCUUUACGAGUUCCUACGGAACAUCCUGCUGAAGAACAAGAACGAGAAGAAGAAGAACUCCUCCCAAAGCUCCCGGCAAUGAGGCUAGAUCAACGACACACUAAUCGGCAUAAAGAAGAAGCUAAGAUUGCAAUAGACCAUUUAAUACGACCCAGUUGUCUCGAGUCAAUAAUUAAUAACCGGCAUCAACAAUUAUCGGUAGAUGAUAAUUGUUCACGUGAAAUAAUAAAUAAUAAUGAAGAAGAAUUAGGCAAUCUUAUAAGCACAUUGUUGGUAACUGUUGAACGAAAAAUCGAACGAGUUAAUCUUGACGAUCUUGUGUUUCCUUGUCCUGCGUGUCGAAAUAUUGACACGGAUGAUCCGCUACUGGGCUGUAAGUGUGCUGGCACUGAGGAAUGUACCAACGAGCACGGUGAUAAUGAAACGUGUCAUUGUGGUGACACUGUUGAUAAUUGUCACAGCUUUGAAGUUGCCGGAAUAAAGCACAUUGACAGUGAUGAUGAGGAAGAAGUGCGGAUGGGCUUUGGUGCGAAAAGACGUACUGAAGCUGAAGUAUCAACUCCAAGGAGUAUUCAUGAUUUACCAGAACGUGUUCUCAACUGUCUACGGUUACCAGGAUAUGCGGACGAUGUUACUGGGAGACUUGUACUUGAGUUUGAAAAUGUCUGUGCCAAUGGUAAAGAGAAGAUAUGUCCUAGGGAAAUAGCCUCUUAUUUACUCUAUCUUUCACGACUUCAUAGCUCCGAUCGUACCAAGAAUGGAUGGACGCUAGUGAUUCGCGGUGGCAAUCAUGACGACUUUGAUAUCCUAGAUCGUGCGCUAGUGUUGAUACAGGGUAGAGUAAAUGUUCGACAAGCUCUUCUAUUGCAAAACCAGUGCCUCGACUCUUCAAUAGCAGCUACAGCAACAACAACAACAGCAGUAACCGACUCCCAAUUUCCACGUAGUCGUGUUAAGAUAACGAGCGUUGAUGAUGCAAUUAUUAACCGACGUAUUCCUUCACGAAAAGACCUGGAUUACCACCAACAAGAUUGGAUUGAUUUUUAUAAGGAAUACGACAGCGUGAUGUCAGAUUGGCAAGCUUACGGACGUCAGUUAGUAUUAGAAAUGUCAGAGUUAAAAGACUCCGCAAACGUCAGUAGCUCGUUAACACCCCUGAGUCGUUUGUUAAGUGAAGAGACAACUCGGCGAACCUCCAGAAAUGCCGCAGAGUGCUUGGCAGUGCUAGAAAAACGUGCAAAAAAUGUUUCACACUUGGACUAUGUGACACACGCGGUCCAACGUGCCAAACGUCUUAUGGAAGAAGUUGGAAACGCAGCAACACGCCUGGAAAAUAGUUUUGAGUCUCGUCGUACAACGAUAAGAAACUUUGCCGUGUUACGGAGCAUCGAGGAGCAAGCUCAAGAGGUACUUUCGUGGCUUUGCAAGAAGGGAGAGGACAUUCUUACAAAGCACGCAAGACACGCGGCCACAACCCUCACAACCGCACGAUCACAUGAACGGGACUUUGAAAAAUUUUACUUUGCAUCCAUGAGACAUCUGGACAAGGGUAGCGACCUAGCAGAGGCAGCGGGUACCAGUGGACUUGGUGAUUUAGCGCAUUCGCUAAGAGAACACUUGAGGGACUUUGGUACCAGGUUGGAAGAUCGCCGAGAGUACUUGGAAGAUACUUCAAGAUGUUGUUUGCUCCAAGACCGGGCUCAGGAGUGGGCACACGAGGCGAGAAUCGCAGCGAAACACUCUGGAUUACGUGGGUUCCACACGCAUCCGAUGCCAGUGGAGCAUCUUGAUGAGAUGAUGAGUCUGGCUGAGAAACUUGGAAAUGAGACUCUUAUUGAACAAUGUAAGAGCAUAAGAAACAAGUGUCUUGAGUUGGCGGAACUGAGAAGUGGUUCUGCGCCCCAGAGUCCAUCGCUCAGACGAUCUUUUGCAGCAGCUUCCGAGUCCGCGGCUGAAUAUAACUCUUGGGAUGAUGACAGCAAUCCUGGAAGUUGUACCACGGAUAACAGUCCAGCUACCGGUGAAUCACGUCCCCAGCUGGACAAUAUUGCUGAGACCGGUGAAAACACACAACAGGAUCUUGAUACGCCGCCGAGAAGUCCUGCUGGUCGGAGACUCAAUAAACCCCCGGUUAAUUCUCAUCUUCAGAGGUCACCGAGUAUCGCUCCCGCUGGAAUGAAGGCUAAAAAGACUAUUUUGCUUAUCAUGCGAGAGAUGAUACAAACUGAGAGAGAUUAUGUUAAGUCUUUAGAAUACAUUAUUGAGAAUUAUGUUCCUGAACUUGUGAGAGAAGAUAUUCCUCAAGCGAUGAGAGGUCAGAGAAAUGUUAUCUUUGGUAAUGUUGAAAAAAUAUACGAAUUUCACAGUCAGCAUUUCCUUCGUGAAUUGGAACAAUGUGAGCACAGUCCUAUGAUGGUUGGCCAAUGCUUUUUAAGACACGAAAACAAGUUUUAUCUUUAUGCCUUGUAUAACAAAAAUAAACCAAACUCAGACUCGUUAAUGGCAGAGUACGGUACGAGAUUUUUCAAAGCAAAACAACUCGAACUCGGUGAUAAAAUGGAUUUAGCAAGUUACUUAUUAAAACCUGUGCAACGUAUGGGAAAGUAUGCGCUUCUUCUUCAGCAGCUAGUGAAAGCGGGUACUGAUUUGUCCGAACAACUCUCUGGAAAAAAUGAAAAAGAUAAUCAAGAACAGGAUAUCAAUGGCGUAAAACCUAUUGUUGAGGGUGAAGCUGAUCUAAGAGCUGCUGAACAGAUGGUUCGAUUUCAAUUACGUCAUGGUAAUGACCUUCUGGCAAUGGAUUCACUCCGUGAUUGCGAUGUUAAUGUUAAAGAACAGGGUCGGCUUUUGCGGCAAAAUGAAUUUUUAGUCUGGCAGGGCAAAGGAAAAAAAUGUUUACGCCAAGUUUUUCUGUUUGAAGAUUUAAUUCUGUUUAGUAAAGCUCGAAGAUUUCCUGAUCGCAAAAAUCUAGAUAUUUAUAUCUACAAGCACAGCAUUAAAACCACGGAUAUAGGCUUGACGGCUGUUAUUGCUGAUUCACCAACUAAAUUUGAAAUUUGGUUUAGAAAAAGAAAACCCGGAGACACUUAUACUUUACAAUGCGCCAGUGAGGAUAUUAAGAAAACAUGGACUGAAGAGCUGAGCAACCUUCUUUGGAAGCAGGCGCUUCGUAACAGAGAAGUGCGCCUUGCAGAAAUGUCAAGUAUGGGAAUUGGAAAUAAACCUUGUCUAGACAUUCGACCCAGCGCGGAUCAAAUAAACGACAGAUCAAUCAGCGUGGCUCAGCUGUCAAAAACUCCGAGGUUUAGAAAUUCAAUAGCAGUAUCAAUAUCCGAUGACUCUAGCCGCUGUAGUCGUAGACCCAAUAGUGUAAUAUCAGUGAGCUCGUCUUCAAGUAGUGGAGGAAGCAGCGGAGGUCCACAGACUGCUUUGCAUCUAGGCUUAGAUGCUAGUCCACGACUUCAUCAUCGUAGUACUACUCUUAAUAGCCAGUGUAGUGUUGAAAGCGGAAUAAUUGCGGAUAUUUCAAUAGUAUCUGACGACGGAGUAGAUAGCAGUGAAAGAAGCCACUGGAAAUCAACGUUAGAAAGUCCAACUUCAUCUCAUCCACCAAACAACACUUCAACGCCUCUUCAGUCACCAACGAGUUCUCAUGCAGCACCAGUGCCAGCUUCUACUUCAUCAACUUCUUCCACAGACGUUAAUAAUACGUCACCGUAUGAUGCGGAUAUGUCAAUAAAUCUGUAAACUAGUUGAAUAUUAUUAAUUUAAAAUAGUGGCAAAAAGUAUAGUUGUAUUUCUAUUACUGUAGAUUUAAAACAAAUGACAACAAACUAUAACACUGGCCCCUAAGUGCAAAAGCCAAAUAUUUUAAUUAUUUUAUUUUAUUUAAUGUUUUAUUAUUUUUUUUUAAUUGGUUAUUUUUAAGGCACGUGUGAAUUGUUUUAGAAUGGCUUGAAUGUUAAUUUAUAUACACGUAUUAUAUAUUAACUGUAAUAUUUAAGCCAAUCUUAAGACACACACACACACUCGGUAAACAAUGACUCACUAGAAUUGCAAUUGAUGGUUUUUUAAAACUAAUCGAGUAAUUGAUUUGUAACAAUAUUUGCAUAUUUAGUUACAAGCGAGUCGACUGUGUGAGUCAUAAAAUUUAUUUUUUUUUUAUUUUUUCAUAUUUUUAUUAACAAUGUCCGCUGCCAAGAUAUCAUAAUUGAUAUCUUUUGGACAGUGGUCGGCACGAUAAUUUUAUUUGAUUUAGGCAACGAGUACCAAAAGAUAAAAAAAAACAAAAUCAAUUACUAAAUUAUGAAACUAUUAAAUUGUUUAUAUUAAUUUCGUACUAUUUUUAUUUGCUUUUAUCUUAAUGUUAUAGAUGAAUAUUUUUAUUUGUUUUAUUUACGAGAGCACAAAUCAUAGAUUGGUACGGAAUGACGAAAUAUUCGAUAAUCUUUUUAUGAAGAAAAAAUUACUGACUAAAUAUUGCUACUAAAUUUUAUAUAUUUUUUGUCGUCAUUUAUCAUAACAGUUAUUAAAUUAAUAUUUAAUCGGUAAUAUUUUUUUUUACUUUUAACAAAAGAUUAUGAAUAUUUUAUCAUUUUAUAAAUAGUACCUAUUUAUAUAUUUGUAAUUUUUUAAUAAUAACAAUCCAGUCAUAACUAUUCUCUUUAGAUAUUUAUUAAUAUAUUUUUUAAGUAUGUAUGAAACCACUGUUAAAGUCCCAUUUUAUAUCAAAGUACUUAAAGAAAAAAAAAAGAUAAAAAAAAAUUAUAAUAAUAACCACAACAAAACAUUUAACAAUAAUUCAUUAAUUGUAUAUACUUAUUAUUACAUUGAAUAUGGUUAUUUCAGUAUUGUAUUUGCAUCAAACACCGAUGUAUUUUAUUACUUAAUAUCAAAUAUAUUAUAUUGGGUGCCUUUUUUAGCAAAAUAACUCAUUUUAAAUUUAAUAAUUUAUUUUUUUAUCCCAUUAUUUAUGUAAAUGUCUCAAUAAUGUUUUUUCAUUGUUAACGUUGCAUCCGCUGUUGAUUUUUAAUGACAAUCUAUCAAUAUUCAUACGUACUAUUGAUAAUAAAUUUUAAAUAUUAAUUUGAGACAUUUAUUCAGCCCAAGAAAUUUAAUUUAUCGCUAAAGACUAAAUUUCAUACAAUUAAGU